UAAAUGACUUUAGAUACAAUUUUAAAAACUGUUAUUAUAAAAUUAAUAAAUUCAAUUAUUUAAUUAUUAUAAGAGUUAAUAAUUUUCAAUUAUUAUAAAAGUAAUUAUAAAAAUAGAUUUCAAUUAAAUUCUACACAAAUAUCAUAUAUGGGAUGUACGUUGGAUUUGAGAUACGUAGAUGAAAAAACAUGAUUGAGAUACAAUUUUUUAAAAGUGAUCAAGUUCUUUGAUAAAUUAGCCAUCGACAAAUCAAGUAGAUAUUUUACACUAAUAAUAUAAUUUUAUUAAAAAUAAAAAGAGGAUAUAUUAAUUACACCUUAUUAAAGAUUGUUAUUACAAGUAUUUUGACAUUUGUAUUCUUUAAUAAAAAUUGAUGUUGAAUCCUUUAUUUAAACACAGACUCAAUACUAAAAAUAUUAAUUUAUUCUUAUAAAGAUCACUCGUCUGAUGAGAAGUUGUAACUCCAUAUUAAACAAAAAGAAAUACUCUAUGCACCUUAGUGAGCUUCACACAUUUACCAAAUAAAUCAUACUUGCUGGAUACUAAUUCAUGGGCAUCAAUUCAUAUUUUUGUCACAAUAAGUAUCCCAACAUUUCAUUUCUCCCUGUCUUUGCAAAGAGCAAACCAAAUGAUGGUUUCCAUUACCAUGGAAGAGCUUCACCAAUUUCACAAAAAAGAUCGUGAAGUUUUCUCUUGCUUGGUUAUCAAAUUGGGUCGGGACCCCGCACAAUCUCUUCUAAUCAUGGCCUUGUGGCUUUGGCUAGAAAACAUUGGGUUCCCAAAUGUUAUUUCAAAAUUGGCUAGUGUUUCAGACAUUCUAGUCAAUGGUCUCGCAGAUGAAGGUGAAAAAUGUUUGAAGUGGUUGGACUUAGAAAAUGCUCGCAUUCCAAUCGUUGGUGGAUUGCCUCUAACCUCAACAAUAAUUCAUGGGGAAAUUUCUCUUCAACUCAUCAGUCAAAAAAGGUUCACUGCCAUAGCUAGUAUUAAGAGUAUUCUCUAUAAAGUGUGUGCCCGAAUUUUCACUGAUAUUUUACAAAAUGUUUUGUGUAACACUAGCACUAGAAUAAUGUCACUACCUAGCAAUUAUAGACCCUUGAUUGUUCCUGGUUUUCCUCAUCCACUAUUUGGUUCCUUUAUUAUUCCACCAAUAAAUUUUGAGGAAUUGGAUUUGUCUGACCCAAGGAUAUGGGAAAAUAAGGGACCAUGUGAUGAUGUCACCGAUGAUGACAAAACUAUGUUCUUAACAUUUUCUAGAGGCUUCCCUGUUACCGAAGAAGAGGUGAGAAAUUUAUUCACGAAUGCCUUUGGGGAUUGUAUCAAGGUUUUGAAUAUGUCGAAUUCAGACACAAGUGACCAAGUUUUGUUUGCCACUUUGGUUCUAAAAAAUGUGCAAACGGUUGAUCAAAUUUUGAAUGGAAAACAUAUUGCAAAGUUUCGGAUCAAUGGAAAACACAUUUGGACUCGCAAAUACGAGCGUAGAGACUAGAAAACCAAAGUUAGCUACAAAACUAGACACAAAACGCAUAUGUUCCUUGUUUCUUUCUUUGUUUUUUUUCUUGUUCUGUUUAGUACUACAAUACCACAAGGGAAAGACAAUUGGUAAAUUCACAUUUACCAACUUUUGUACUAAAUUGAUUCCCUUGUGCUAUUAUUUAACGUGUUUUGUUACACUUUAUCUUA
Molecule: messenger RNA, 1680 nt
Organism: Cajanus cajan (pigeon pea)
Lineage: Eukaryota; Viridiplantae; Streptophyta; Magnoliopsida; Fabales; Fabaceae
Source: RefSeq, a predicted model, not a curated record